Molecule: messenger RNA, 1786 nt
Organism: Syngnathoides biaculeatus (alligator pipefish)
Lineage: Eukaryota; Metazoa; Chordata; Actinopteri; Syngnathiformes; Syngnathidae
Product: carbohydrate sulfotransferase 12-like
Exons: 6
Coding region: 278-1474 (398 amino acids)
Biological process (GO): carbohydrate biosynthetic process; proteoglycan biosynthetic process
Cellular component (GO): membrane
Molecular function (GO): sulfotransferase activity
Source: RefSeq, a predicted model, not a curated record
CUCCCGCCGCCUCAAAUCAAGCGAGCGGCCGCCAAGCCCUCCCCACAAAGCUGCCCGCCUUGACGCUCUCCUCCUCGGGCUGAAGGGACGGCCACACACCGCUGCCAGUCGACCCGACCGAGCGGCCACCAUGGAGAUCAUCUGUCGGUUGCGGUGGCUGAGCAGGAAGUGUCUCCUUCCGUGAUAGACCUCCGAAGCCAUGGAGCUCAGAUAAGCUCUUCCUCUUUUCGGCACCAAUCUCGGCCCCACUCUCUUCCCCCGACCCCGCACUUGAACCAUGGGAACGUGGCGGGGCCUGCGCGUGGCGUUCGUCGUGGGCUCUCUCUUCGUGAUCCUGCUCAUCAUCGCUUACUGGGACGACGUCGGCGGCUUCGACCUCUACCCUCUGCGGGACCGCAAACAGGAGCGUUGCCCUCAGACCACCGCAGCCCCCACGCUCCCGGCAUCCCUCGCGGGAAUAUCCACCACGACCUGGGCUCCGGCGGGAACGACGAACAAGAGCGCGGAAGGGAGAGAGCGACCGCAGCCGGGAAGUGAGGAUAAGGACGGCGACGAGAGUCCGGAUUUGGCUGGAAGUUGGGACCAGGUGGCGAGGAAGCGGAAGAUCGUGGAUGUUUGUGCAGGGGACGACUUUCCCGGAAGGACACGUGCAUUUGAGGAGAUUCCAAACAGGGAAUUGGACCACCUGAUAGUCGACGACACGCACCAGAUAAUCUACUGCUAUGUUCCUAAGGUGGCGUGCACCAACUGGAAGAGGGUGAUGGUGGUCCUUUCUCAGUCUCUGGUCUCGCCUGUCUCAGGAAAGCCUUACACUGACCCGGAGUCGGUCCCCCCGGACCUCGUGCACAACUCCUCACUUCAUCUCACUUUUGCCAAGUUUUGGCGCCAUUAUGGCUCUCUGUCCCGCCACCUGAUGGCGCUGAAGCUCCAGCACUACACCAAGUUCCUGUUCGUACGGGACCCCUUCGUCCGCCUCAUCUCGGCCUUCAGGAACAAGUUCGGAAGGCCCAACGAGGACUUUUACCGGCAGUUUGGCUCGGUCAUCCUGCGUCGCUACGGCAACGUAUCAGGGAGUUUGCCGGAAACGGCGGCUGAGGCGUUCGCGGCCGGGAUCAAACCCACCUUCCAGCAGUUCGUCUCGUACUUGCUGGAUGCGGAGACGGAAAAGGAGAGCAUCUUCAACGAACACUGGCGACAGGUUUACCGUCUCUGCCAUCCAUGCCAGGUGAAGUACGACUUCAUCGGACGACUGGAAACGCUAGAGACGGACGCCGAGUAUCUUCUGAAGCUCCUGCGGGUGGACCACCUGCUGCGCUUCCCCUCGGGGGCGAGAAACCGAACUGCGGCCAGCUGGGAACGGGAUUGGUUCGCGCAGAUUCCCGUUUCAAUGAGGACAGAGCUGUACGAGCUUUACCGACCGGACUUUGAGCUGUUUGGCUACCCGGAACCCGACGGGGUGCUCCACCACUUGUAGGCCACGCUCGGCGACUCCCACGAUAAGCCUUUGAAAUUCACUGCCGGCCUUCCGCUUAACAUGGAUGUUUGACUUCUAAAGCUGUCAUUGGCGGCGAAUGUGUGAAGGACCAAGUCUGCGAUGCUGUUUGUUUGUGCAAAUACCUCAAAAGACAACAAGUGCCUGCCUGUAUUAUUUUUGCCUCAGUUGGGAAUGAAUGCGGCCAGCUCACUUUCAAGCUACUCUGCUACACUUCAUUUGCCCAUUUCAAAGCACUUUGAUGUUUUUGUUUUUUGGUUUUUUUUUGGGGGGGGGGGUAGCGGUGGGAGUGAU